Chironomus riparius is the source of this 744-nucleotide messenger RNA. The record is from the annotation of a GenBank genome assembly. NCBI's taxonomy places the organism in Eukaryota, Metazoa, Arthropoda, Insecta, Diptera, Chironomidae.
AUGGACGAUAGCUAUCUUAUUGCUGCGAUAAAGUUACUUCAUUCAUCAGCUCCAGAUUCAGCUGAGAAGAUGAGAAACAUGCUAAAUACUGAGAUUCUCAAGCAUUAUGAUAAAACAAAAUUAGUUGAAAAUCAUUUGAGUAAAAAACAAGUUGAUACUUUAAUUAGUCAAGAAACUAAGGCUGUAGGUAGUGGAUUUAAGUUAAAGAAGCAUAAAACGAAGAAAAUUGAAGAGCUCAAGUUAGCCACAACAUCAUUAAUCGGUGAUAAUCAACAGAUAAUUAAAACUAAUGACCAAGAUGAAGAAUCCAGUGGCAAUGAAAGUUCAUCUGCUAUGGAUCUCUUAACAGACUUGACAUGUAUUGUAUGUCGUCAAAUGGACAGUUCUGCAAACAAUCAGCUCUUUGAAUGCAUUGAAUGUCAUCAGCUAUGGCACCAGCAAUGUCAUUCAACAAAGAUUCCAAAUGAAGCUGAUCAAAAUUCUUGGGUUUGUUCAACAUGCAAGAAAAAGGAAGGCUCCUCAAAAUCUGUCAAGUCAUAUGAAUCAAGCGAAAGUUCAUCAUCUAGUAGUUAUAAGCAUAAAGAAAAAGCCAAGGAAAUUGAGCGUAAAAAGUCAGAAUCAGAUAAGCAGAAAGCAAAAUCGGAUAAAAGGAAAUCUGACAGUAGCAGCAAAGGCAGUAAAAAGUCCAAGGAAUCAUCAUCGUCAAGCUCAUCAAGAUCCCGUUCCAGUAAAAAGAGUUCAUAG